UGUCGUCUUCCUCGUCUUCGCGUGCUCCCGGCCUACUUGAUUUUCAACAGCAAUGGCGAACAUUGGCAAGAUUUUUGCUUCCCGUGCCUGCGGCCUGGCCAAGGCGGCCAACUACAGCAACAAUGUGCGCUUCUACUGCUGCGCUUCCCCGAAGGCGUUCGAGUUCAUCAAGACCGAGCUGGUGGGUGAGAAGAAGAACGUCGCCCUGAUCACGCUGAACCGCCCCAAGGCCCUGAACGCCCUCUGCAAUGGGCUGAUGAGCGAGGUUAGCCAGGCGCUGGACCAGUUCGAAGCCGACAGCACCGUCGGAGCGAUCGUCAUCACCGGCAGCGAGAAGGCGUUCGCGGCGGGAGCCGACAUCAAGGAGAUGCAGCCAAACACCUACGCCAAGUGCAUCAUGGGUAACUUCCUGAACAACUGGACGCGCGUCGCCCAGGCCCAAAAGCCGGUGAUCGCCGCCGUCAACGGAUACGCCCUCGGCGGUGGGUGCGAAUUCGCCAUGAUGUGCGACAUCAUCUACGCCGGCGACAAGGCCAAGUUCGGCCAGCCCGAGAUUGCCCUCGGAACGAUUCCCGGAGCCGGCGGUUCCCAGCGCACCACCCGCGUCAUGGGCAAGUCCAAGGCCAUGGAGAUGUGUCUCACCGGAAACAUGAUAAACGCUGAGGAAGCGGAACGCUCCGGGCUCGUUAGCAAGGUCUUCCCCGCCGAUAAGGUCGUUGGGGAAGCCAUCAAGCUGGGCGAGAAGAUCUCCACCUUCUCCCCGCUGAUCGUGCAGCUGUGCAAGGAAGCGGUCAACACGGCGUACGAAACCACCCUCCACGAGGGACUCAAGUUCGAGCGUCGCCACUUCCACGCUACCUUCUCGACCAAGGAUCGCCAGGAGGGUAUGACCGCGUUCGUUGAGAAGCGUGCGCCCAAGUUCACCAGCGAAUAAAUGAUAUCGGGA
Messenger RNA from Culex pipiens pallens (northern house mosquito), 946 nucleotides. It is a transcript of the gene Echs1, whose product is annotated as probable enoyl-CoA hydratase, mitochondrial. The record is from RefSeq and is a predicted model, not a curated record. Lineage: Eukaryota; Metazoa; Arthropoda; Insecta; Diptera; Culicidae. Gene Ontology annotation, biological process: fatty acid beta-oxidation. Gene Ontology annotation, molecular function: enoyl-CoA hydratase activity. Bases 53 to 934 code for a protein of 293 amino acids. The transcript is spliced from 3 exons. Gene Ontology annotation, cellular component: mitochondrion.